Messenger RNA from Truncatella angustata, 2412 nucleotides. RefSeq names its product fungal-specific transcription factor domain-containing protein. Bases 64 to 2301 code for a protein of 745 amino acids. Gene Ontology annotation, molecular function: DNA-binding transcription factor activity, RNA polymerase II-specific; sequence-specific DNA binding; zinc ion binding. The transcript is spliced from 4 exons. Gene Ontology annotation, biological process: DNA-templated transcription; positive regulation of transcription by RNA polymerase II. The record is from RefSeq and is a predicted model, not a curated record. NCBI's taxonomy places the organism in Eukaryota, Fungi, Ascomycota, Sordariomycetes, Amphisphaeriales, Sporocadaceae.
CUAAGGCAUCGGACAGACUCAACUAUAUUCGCCUUCACCAUCGCAUUAUCGCCGAUAGUUUCGAUGGAACUCGACGCCGAUCAGCUAACGGAGGCAGGUAGACCACGUCGACGUAUUCCUGCAUGUCGAAGGUGUCGAGUGAGGAAAGUCAAGUGCGACAACAAGCUUCCAGUCUGCUCUACAUGUGAAAAAGCCGGAGUAGAAUGUGACCAGGCUAGUUCCGACAAACUGCUUGUUAGGCAGCUAGAGACCCGUGUCAAGGACCUUGAGGCUCUUAUAAGCAUACAUGCCCCGCAGCUAUCACUUGAUGGGCGUGUCCCUGGGCCUCUGGAUACGGCUUCGCGCACUGAGCCCCAACCGUCAGCCAACAGGCAGCUCGACACUCAGGAGGUUGGGGCUUCUACCACCCAUACAGACCGACACUCACCCAGACCCAGAGCAGUAACUAGCACUUUUAAUACACCAAGCCCAUCUGUUCAGAGCAGCCAAAUCGGUCCUGAGCAGCCUCUUGCACAUGAGGUUGGCUUGUUAUCAUUGGGCAAUGCAGCUAGCGAGCCAAAGUAUCUGGGACCAUCAUCAGGCUUCACCCUAGCUCGAUUGACGUACGCAGCCAUUUCACAAAGUCAAGGCUUACCCAGCACAGCUCAUCAAUCCCAAAGCUAUGGUGGAACGAAUUUACUAUGUCAGCAAUCUGAAUGCGUACCACUGCCAUCAUUGGCUGAGAUGCGCCGCUUUGUUGGGGCCUAUCUUGAAGUAUUACACCCUCUUUACCCCUUCCUCCAAGACGGCAAGAUCGAACAAAUGCUAGAGGCAAGGCUUCAGGUGUCUGGGAAUCCAACAGAGAGAGCCUCGCUUGAUGAUGCAAUGCUGUUUCUAGUCGCCGCCCUUGGCGCACGCCUACUUGAACAAGGUCGCAAUGUCAACUUGAAAAGUGCGAAUUACUUUGCCUCCGCCAUGGCUCAUGUUGUUACAAUCCAGUUACAAGAUUCCAUUCAAGGAGUACAAAUCAUGCUACUUCUGGUUCUAGCUAGUUUCACCUUCCCAGGUGGCCUUAAUGCUUGGUUUCUUUCGUCCACAAUCAUUGCUAGCUGCGUAGAUUUAGGAUUGCAGCGCAGAAAGGUUCCUCUUCGCCACGACUACCAAACUGACCCGGGUGCGGAAAUUAACGAAAACAUAAGGUGUGCCACUUUCUGGUCCGCCUAUUCAAUUGACCGUACGCUAUGUACAAUUCUUGGUCGACCACUAAAUCUGCGAGACGAAGCUAUCGAUAUAGAUUUUCCGGGAGAGAUUUCGACUGAAUCAACUAGUGAAAAUGCUGUUUCAUCCCAUCCUAACCAUAGCGCACGUAUUCAAUCGACGAUGCAAUCAUUCGAUGGAUGUAAUGAUGGGCCAGUGAAGAGGCGGCGCAUCGAUAGUCCAACUCAUCUAAACUAUGCUGCUUCAACAUUCUUCUUCCGGUUUGAUAGAAUCACAGCAGAGAUCAAGCUCAUGCUAUAUAGGGUUGCGCAGGCUCCUUGGAGGUUUCCAUGGCCGACAGAUCACCUGCGGUGGCAAACUGAGGCACUGAAGGCUUGUGAUGAACUGCUUGAGUCCGCGCGCGAGACAUUGUCAUCCCACCUAUUGAUGCCGAGCUACUUCCGGCGACUUCUCCCAAAUUUGGAGAUCAAGUAUCAUCAGUGUAUAUUACUACUAUGUCGCCCGACACCUGCUAUACCUCAACCAUCACCAGAAGCUUGCAGGCGAUGCUAUCAGUCAGCAUCGGAAAUACUCAGGCUUCAUGCCGAGCAAUCGAAAUUUGGGGAACUAUUCAACAGCUGGCUUACAGCACACCUCGUAUUUGUUAGUGGGAUCACCUUUAUACAUUGUGUCAUGAAACUCCCUGACCUGGGCAGAGAGGUUGUCGAGGGUGCUUCCUCAGCGACGGGUCAGCAAAGCUUUGAUGAAAGUGUCACAGACUGCUCGGAAGUUUUGUCAUGCCUUGGGAAGACGUGGUCAGUCGCCAGCGAUGCAAAGGAGAGAUUUGAAAAACUCGCGGCCCUGACUAAAAGCACGCUUAUUACCGCGCUCGGGAACAGCAAUACUAAAAUUGGAGACGCUCUGGCUGCUGUUGGAUCAAUUAUCAACAAGCGUGGAGGAGUCACACAAGAGCCCGCUGAUCCACUCAUGGCCAGUGGAGGUAAUGCGGAUCUCGAUACAUUCCUCGGAAGCGAGUUCAUAUGGGAAGAGCUAGGAGAUAUGUCAACUUGGUUCGAUUUGACCUGGGUGGGCGAUAAUCAGAACUCUUCAAACGACGCGAGGUGACAUAUUGAGAGUAUCCCGGACACUAAAGUGUAUUAAUGCUUUACCAUACUGUCUCUCAGCGCAAUAUUGGGCCUUUAGACCUGCGCAUUGCAAUUUCACAUCUUCCAGAAU